AUGAAGUUCCCUAGCACUUUGGUAGGCCUCGCCGCUGUGGUUGCUGCCCACGGCGACCACGACCAUCAAGAGGUUUUCGAAGGCCCUCACAACGGCCUGUGGUACAACACAUUGCCCGGUGACGGUGGCACUCAAGCCGAUGCCGUCUUCUCUGGAAUCUCUACCUUCGGUCGCAUCCCGUACAGCCCGUGCCUUUCCUCCCACGCCGCUGACUACGAUAUUGCUUUCCUUGGUGCUCCCUUCGACACUGGAACUUCUUACCGUCCCGGAGCUCGUUUCGGUCCUAGCGGUAUCAGACAAGGUUCUCGCCGUCUCAAUCUCUAUGGCGGAUACAACGUUCCUUUGGCUGCGAACCCUUUCAACUCUUGGGCCAAGGUCAUUGACUGCGGUGACAUCCCAGUUACCUCAUACGACAAUGCCUACGCUCUGCAGCAGAUCGAGGAGGGUCACAACUUGGUUCUCUCCCGCAAGCCUCACACCCAUGCGAACCAGCCUGGUCCUUCCAAGAAGGGCAGGACUCUCCCUCGUGUCAUCACUCUCGGAGGUGACCACACUAUUACUCUCCCAUUGUUGAGGUCGAUCAACCGUGAGUACGGCCCAGUCACCGUCAUUCACUUCGACAGCCAUCUCGACACCUGGAAGCCCAAGGUCUUCGGUGGAUCUCCUUCCGAGCAGGCCAGUAUCAACCACGGUACCUACUUCUUCCACGCCGCACAGGAGGGACUCCUUGCCAACGACACCAAUAUCCACGCCGGUAUCCGCACGACACUGUCUGGACCCUCCGACUACGAGAACGACGGAUACUGCGGUUUCUCCAUCGUUGAGGCUAGGGAGAUUGACAAGAUUGGCAUUGACGGCAUCAUCAAGAAGAUCAAGGAGCGUGUCGGCACCACCAACCCCGUCUACCUCAGUAUCGAUAUCGACACUCUUGACCCAGCUUUCGCCCCUGCUACCGGUACCCCCGAGACUGGUGGAUGGACCACCCGUGAGCUCCGCACCAUCAUCCGUGGUCUUGAGGGCGUUAACCUCAUCGCUGCCGAUAUUGUCGAGGUCGCUCCUGCCUACGACACUAACGCCGAGUUGACCACCAUGGCCGCUGCUGAUGUCUUGUACGAGGUCAUGACCCUCAUGGUCAAGAAGGGGCCCCUCAGCCUCAUGGAGAAGGGCGAGACCCUCGAGCUCAAGUAGAGCUUUGAGAAGAAGCAGUAUACCCAACUAUCGUAGAGAUCUGUGAGGGGGUAGCACGAAGAGAUUUGAGGAGUUACGAGGAAAAGCAUGAGUGGCUUAGUGAACAUUUAGAUGCAUCAUAUCAUGUAUCAGUUGGAAUGAUUUAGGAUGAUGCGCUUGUAUGGUGGAUCUAUCAAUGAAUUAGCAAUGACAAUGUAAAUUGAACGAUGAACAAGAUGUGCCGUAAAAUGUCGUAUCAGAUCAAAUCAGAUCAGAUCAUAAAGUGAUGAAACUUUAUUAGCCAGACCAGGCCAGUCCAGAUGAGACCAGAGAAGUACAUCUAGAAAUCUGGCACCAAGUGUUUUGGUUGUCAUUUGAUGCGCUGACUGAUACGAGAUGGAACAGGUGAUGGUAGAAAAUACAUUCUAG
This is a messenger RNA of Aaosphaeria arxii CBS 175.79, 1596 nucleotides long. RefSeq names its product Arginase/deacetylase. Gene Ontology annotation, molecular function: agmatinase activity; metal ion binding. The transcript is spliced from 9 exons. NCBI's taxonomy places the organism in Eukaryota, Fungi, Ascomycota, Dothideomycetes, Pleosporales. The coding region runs from base 1 to 1188 and encodes 395 amino acids. The record is from RefSeq and is a predicted model, not a curated record.